Molecule: messenger RNA, 3084 nt
Organism: Penicillium chermesinum
Lineage: Eukaryota; Fungi; Ascomycota; Eurotiomycetes; Eurotiales; Aspergillaceae
Product: AMP-dependent synthetase/ligase
Exons: 4
Coding region: 1-3084 (1027 amino acids)
Source: RefSeq, a predicted model, not a curated record
AUGGGUAUCCAGCCUGGAGACCGGAAUGGCACUGCGGCCUCCUCCCGCGCCGUGGACCCUCUUGUUGCAAAGUUUGGACAGUUGCAUGUACUCGAUGAUGUGAUUCGACUUCGAGCUGCGGACCAUCUGCAGUGUCCAUUGCUUGCAUAUCCCAAGUCUGAAGAUGACCCUGCGUCGUACUGCUACUAUACGGGGAGGCAACUGGAUGCCAUGAUUGAUCAAGCCGCCUCUGCGCUUAUCAACGAUGGAUUUCAACCACAGCUUAGGAAGAAUAGCCGCACAGUGGCCUUACUCACUUUGUCGGAUUUGAGGAUGGUCAUCACCUUUUUCGCGCUCAGUCGACUCGGCUACACGGUCAUGAUGCUAUCGCCUCGCCUGUCAGGAGAAGCGUGUGUCUCUCUUCUUGAGAAGGUCAGCUGCGAUGUGAUAAUGUACGGGCAAACUCGCAACAUCCGUAUGAAGAUAGGCGAAAUUCUGCAGCGGAUACCAGUGAGCUGCCAUCCAAUUGCCAAACUCUUCAAGAGAAAUAUGAAGCCCUCCGUUGCGCCGAUUCUCCGCAAGUCGAGAAACGGAGCGUAUAGAAAGAACGAGACUGCGCUGAUUCUCCAUUCAUCGGGCUCCACUGGAAAUCCCAAGCCGAUGUUCCUCACUCACAAAGCCCUUAUGACCCAUCCACUGAGGGGACCGGGCUUGACAUCUUUCAACCCACUCCCGUGGUACCAUCUCCAUGGACUGUCGACGGCACUACAAGCCAUGUGGAUGCGGAAGACGGCGUACUUGUGGAAUGCGGCUCUCCCACUGACCGCAUCCUCUGUCCUUACUGCCCUCGAAGAAGCGCGCCCCCCAGAUGGUGGCAGCUGUGCCGUACAUGCUUCAGCUCUUAGUGACACAUCCUCGAGGAAUCCAUACUCUGAAGAAAUCACUGAGGCGGGACUGGUUGCCGAUUCAAUUACCCGUCCUGCGGGAGAUUCUUGCUGGAACUACCUGAAGUUCUUCGAUAACCUUCUUCCCACCAUUUGGAUGAAACCGAUUGGCCAAUCUCUCUAUGAGUGUGUCUAUCUGGCCGGCCACCCAGCUUUGACGACGUCCAAUGCCCAAGAGCCUCCCGGCUCGUUUCACUCCAAGGACGUGUUCAUGCCUCACCCCACAAUGCCCAACAGAUGGAAAUACGUUUCCAGGCUAGAUGAUAGAAUCACUCUUAUGAAUGGAGAAAAGGUUCUUCCCUUGUCAAUUGAGGGACACAUUAAGCAGGACCCUCUGGUUCAUGAAGCAGUGGUGGUUGGACUUGGCAGGGCAGCCCCUGGCUUGUUGAUAUUUCGACCUCCGGAUGCCGACACUGAGGAACUUUCGGAGGACGAAUACCUCCGCGCCGUCUGGCCGACGAUUGAAGAAGCGAACUCUGAAGCUGAAGGAUUUUCGCAGAUCUCUCGCGACUUGGUUGCAAUCUUGCCUUACGACUCGUCUUUCCCGCGAACGGAUAAAGGGUCUAUGAUACGUGCCCAAGUAUAUUCGCGCUAUGCAGAAAAUAUCGACGAGCUUUACGCCUCGGCAGAGACUUCUGGCGGGCAUGUUCGACUGGAUCUGGAGGGGACGAUGUCGCUUUUGAUGCGACUCUGCAGGGAAGAUCUUAAUGUUCCGAUUGCGACCACAUCUACAGACUUCUUCUCGGCUGGGGUAGACAGCUUGAAGGCCAUGCACCUUCGGCGCUUGAUUCUGCAAACCUUUGGCCUGGAAAAUGGUGCAUUCAGCCAAAAUGCCGUUUAUGAAACAGGGAGCAUUGCACGACUCGCGGACUACAUUUGUGCAUCACAGAGCGGUAGCGGAACACUCGAGGCGGAGGAUGAUAUUUCGCUUAUGAAGAGUUUAAUCCAGAAGUAUUCUUCAUUUGAGCAACAUACGCCUCAGGCGAGUGCUUCAAAUUCAAAGACCGUGCUUCUCACAGGGGCAACUGGCUCUAUUGGCGCCCAUACUCUUUACGAGCUUCUCAGGGAUGACACUGUAUCAGCAGUAUAUUGUCUCACGCGACGGUCAUCUCCAUUGGAAGGGGUUCACCGCAGCUUAGCAGACAGAAACCUAAAGCUAACAUCAAAUCAAGCCUCACGGAUCAUCGCCUUGAACAGCAGUCUUGACCAGCCGCAUCUCGGCAUAGACGAACGAACAAUCCACGACAUGCGCAACACAGUGACACACAUCAUCCAUGCUGCAUGGCCAGUCAAUUUCAACAUGCCUUUGGCUCAUUUUGAACCCCACAUCCAUGGCCUGCAGAAUCUUCUCCAGUUCUCCAUGUCUGUGCGACGCCCUGAGCCCGCAACUCUGAUGUUCUGUUCCUCAAUCUCAACGGCACUUCAUUCUCCCUUAACGGAGAUUCCCGAAAGUCCAAUGGAUCUUCAGAAUGCGUACAUGGGGUACGGGCAGUCAAAGCUUGUCGGUGAACACAUUGUCAACAUCGCACGCCAGACAGGGGCGCAAGCUUACUCCCUCCGGAUUGGCCAAGUCUCAGGUCACUCGAAGCAGGGCUUGUGGAACGACACAGAGGCCCUCCCCCUUAUGAUCCGAUCGGCGCUGACUCUCAGGGCUUUACCCGAGUUGCGUGACACUUGUUCGUGGCUACCUGUUGACAGCCUCGCGGCCACCAUUGUGGAAUUGACAGACACGUGCUCUGCCAACUGUCGCGAGGGUGUGAAUGGCUCUGGCUCGAGUGAUCCCGAGGCACCCAAUAUCGAUGAGUCAAUCUACAAUGUGUGCAACUCUCGACAGUUCUCGUGGUCGGAGCUACUAGCCUCAUUGAAACGGAAUGGUUUCCAAUUCGAGACCAUUCCCUUCGAUAAGUGGUUAGAGUUGCUACGGGAGAGCGAAGCUCGGGGGGAAGAGCUGAUCAACCCGGCUGUGAAACUCAUCGAGCAUUAUGAGUGUAUGCACGGGACAACUUCCGAACAGAGACGGAGUAAGUCGAAGGACUUUAUUACAGAUAAAGCGGAACGGGAUAGUAUAACUCUGCGCAAUGGCAGAUUAAGGAUUAUCGAAGACGGGAUCUUGAACUGCUAUAUCCGGGAUUGGCUAACCAGGUGGAGGACACCUAACUAG